AUGAGCAACGCAUUGGCUGGUGUCCCUUCUUUGCUGCUGGACCUGGUGGAGUGUUCAAAGAAGACCGGAUCAGACAAGAUCAGACCAGACCAGAUCGGCCAUUUGAGUGUGUCGCUGAGCCCAAUGGGACGGAAUAGGUGGAAACUAUCAUCUGAGCAUGGGCUAGGACAUAGUCCGAGUUUGUUCGCAACGGCCGCAGGGGGGAAGCAGGCAAGCGGCGCGCAGAGUCGCAGCUCGCAGAGAGAGGAGCUUAGAUUACGAGGAAGGUCAAGAGGUCGCGGCAACCGCCGCGGUAGCCCCGUGCCGUCGAUGCAUGUGGCCGCUCGCUUGAGAUGGACCAACCCAGAGGCAUGGAGACGAAGUGUAUACGGAUACGGAGUACUUGAUGAAAUAACUGUUACUCAUCACCGGCGCAUGGCAUCGGUCGGUGUGUGGAGAAGAGGCGGAGGUCUCAGGCCUGUCGGUUCGGUUCUGUUCUAUCAAUUCGGUCAGCCAGGUGUCUCCCGCCGUUCCCAAUACGAUACGAGAUACCGCGCAAACAAAGCAGGGGAGGAGAGACAAGACGAGACGAGACACAUGUACAUGGGCGUCUCAUUCUCUCGUGCAACCUAA
Messenger RNA from Colletotrichum navitas, 612 nucleotides. RefSeq lists its product as uncharacterized. The record is from RefSeq and is a predicted model, not a curated record. Bases 1 to 612 code for a protein of 203 amino acids. The transcript has a single exon. Lineage: Eukaryota; Fungi; Ascomycota; Sordariomycetes; Glomerellales; Glomerellaceae.